Malaclemys terrapin pileata is the source of this 1030-nucleotide messenger RNA. It is a transcript of the gene FGF6, whose product is annotated as fibroblast growth factor 6. The transcript is spliced from 3 exons. The coding region runs from base 1 to 621 and encodes 206 amino acids. The record is from RefSeq and is a predicted model, not a curated record. Gene Ontology annotation, cellular component: cytoplasm. NCBI's taxonomy places the organism in Eukaryota, Metazoa, Chordata, Testudines, Emydidae. Gene Ontology annotation, molecular function: growth factor activity; fibroblast growth factor receptor binding. Gene Ontology annotation, biological process: regulation of cell migration; animal organ morphogenesis; positive regulation of cell population proliferation.
AUGGCCAUUGCACAAAGACUUCUCAUCACUAUGUCCUGUGAAGCCAGCGUUCACUGGACGUUGCCUGCUUUUGUUCUCUUGGGUUUUCUGGCUGGGAUUGUUUCAUCGUAUCCAGUUGUAAGCAGAACUAAUGGCACAUUGCUGGAGAGAGGAUGGGAGUCUCUGUUGUCCAGGUCCAUUGCUGGGAUGUCAGGAGAGAAAUCAGAUGUGAACUGGGAGAGUGACUAUUUGCUAGGAAUCAAGAGGCAGCGGAGGCUUUACUGCAAUGUGGGCAUCGGGUUUCACCUUCAAAUCCUCCCAGAUGGAAGGAUAAGCGGUGUUCAUAAUGAAAACCAAUACAGUCUUUUAGAAAUAUCAACUGUGGAGCGAGGUGUUGUUAGCCUGUUUGGGGUGAAAAGUGCUCUCUUUGUAGCAAUGAACAACAAAGGGAGGUUAUAUGGAACGGCAAUUUUUCAAGAUGAAUGCAAAUUCAGAGAAACCCUGCUGCCCAAUAACUACAAUGCAUAUGAAUCUAGUGCUUACCAAGGGGGUUACAUAGCGCUCAGCAAACACGGGAGAGUGAAAAAAGGAAACAAAGUCUCUCCUGCGAUGACAGUGACACAUUUUUUGCCCAGAAUAUGAAAACAAAUACAACAUAUUAAACCACAGAAAAAAAAUAUCUAUUUCAUUUUGCACAUGUGAAUAAUCUCCCAGGUAAAGUAUUUAUGCUGUUUGUAGAUAUAUGUAUAUUUGGAUAGAUAAGUUUGUAUUAGAUCCAUUACACAGUAUAUGCUGCUUCUCUUAUACUCAGUGUACACAAAUUCUAUCUGGGUGCACACACCUGAACUGGUGCUGUACAGAAAAAAAAUGCAACCCUGACUGAAGGGCAACAAGUAUCUGGAACUUGUAAAGCAGCCACAGAUACUUUUUGUUGGUGUUGUUUGAUUUUAAUUACCUCACAUAGUAGCCUUUUGAUUGAGAGUUUUUAUUAAUACAUAUAAUGGGCCAAAUCCUCAGCAGGAUGGACUUCAAUGGAGCUACACCAGUUUAC